Molecule: messenger RNA, 951 nt
Organism: Prunus armeniaca (apricot)
Lineage: Eukaryota; Viridiplantae; Streptophyta; Magnoliopsida; Rosales; Rosaceae
Source: the annotation of a GenBank genome assembly
AUGAGCAACGAAGAGAUAGCCCAUGAAUUCUCUAACAUUAUUAAAGUCUACAAAGAUGGUCGAGUUGAGAGAUUCCUAGGCACAUCAACAGUAACUCCAUCAACACAUCCAGAGAAUGGCGUCCAAUCAAAAGACGUUGUGAUCUCACAAGAACCAGCCAUAUCUGCAAGGCUUUACAUCCCAAAAUCUGCCGCCACAAGUUCACCCCAAACCAAACUCCCUCUUCUCGUUUACUUUCAUGGAGGCGGCUUCUGCAUUGAAAGCUCAUUUUCUCCCACAUAUCACAACUACCUCAACACCUUAGUCUCUGAGGCCAAUGUUGUUGCCGUCUCUGUUGACUACAGGCUUGCCCCGGAAAACCCUUUGCCGGCUGCUUACGAUGAUUCAUGGGCUGCUCUCAAAUGGGUUGCUUCCCAUUUUAAUGGAAACGGCUCUGAAGAUUGGCUAAACAGAUUUGCAGAUUUACGCGGUGUGUUUUUCGGCGGUGACAGUGCUGGAGCUAAUAUAGCACACAACAUGGCUUUGAAAUUGGGGUGUGAGGGAUUGGUUGGUGUUAAGCUUAUUGGGAUUGUAUUGAUACAUCCUUACUUUUGGGGCACAGAGCCAGUUGGGGAAGAGUUAACUAUCCCUGCAGCUAAAAGAGAGUAUGUAGCUGCAAUGUGGCGUUUCGCUUGCCCUUUGAGUAUCGGAUCCGAUGACCCGCUUUUCAACCCGGGAAAGGAUCCGAAGUUGGGGGAAUUGGGUUGUGAGAAAGUGCUGGUUUGUGUUGCUGAGAAAGAUGUUUUCAAAGAUAGGGGGUGGCAUUAUAGUGAGGUACUGAAGAAGAGUGGAUGGAAUGGGGUUGUGGAGGUCAUAGAAGCAAAGGGGGAGGAACAUGUGUUCCAUUUGCGCAAUCCCACUUGUGAGAAUGCUGUGGCCAUGAAGAAAAAGAUUGCUUCCUUCUUGAAUUAG